UCAUCAUCAUCAUUAUCAUUAUCAAUCAAUAGCUUCUUUUCUGGCUUCGGAUCAACAGCAACACCGCACGCGCCAAUUUAUUCAGGGUCCUUGGUGGAGCUCACUUUAUCGUCGAAUCACAGUAGCCCCCGAGAAACAAGCAUCCACUAAAGAGAAGAAGCUUGACUCUGGAAGAAAUACCAUGGUUGACAGCACUCAUAAUCACCAUCGUCAGCAGUCGUCUAAUGAUCAUCCAUUAGCCGUCAUACCUUGUCAACGUCAAUUCAAUGCGACUGCAGUCGUGCAUGGUAGCCCACUUAUCAAGAGCUGGUUACGCCAUCCCUUCGAUUGGGUGAAUGAUGCACGUACCCAUGCGAUCGUCCAGCAGGAGGAGCAAGACCAGAAGCAACUCCAGCAUGUCCAAAACGACACCCAGUCUCCAGAGAAUACGAUGGCUGGGCAAAGCCCAGACCAGUGCUCAUCCAUAUCAUCGUCUAGCCGAUUCUCGAUCACAUCGACGAUUUCAUCUGCAUCAACCACGACAAGUACGUGUGUAACCUUUAACAACGACCCUUGUUGUAUAACCACAGCAUCGGAUGUGGAUACCGCAACAACAGUAGUGUCAGCAACGGAAGAAGGCAAGCACCUGCAAAAAGCGGAUGUCGUUCUUCAUCGGCACCAUACGGGAAAUAGCUUGCGACUUUUAAGUGUCUGGCUCGUUACACAUUUCCUAUGUAUUGCAUUGACAUCAGCAUGGCAGCAAGAAACGCAUCGGCUACAUUAUGCAAAACAAAGCAAACCAAAACACCACCGCCAACAACAACAACAACAAAAGAGCAGGCGAUUGGCUGCUAUAACCGACAACCGUGUGCUGGCCCCUCUGACCGGAAGCAAAAUUAUUAGCGAUACCGUUCAAGCCAUGGGCCCCCCUAUGGCGACUUUGUGGCUUGAGUAUACCAGACCUGAAAGCCAAGCAGUCAUGGAUCUCGCACGCGAAACACUGGAGUAUUUUGAACAGUGGUAUGGCGAUCAUAGCGAGCAACAACGGGCUGUUGAUGAUUCUGCAGAAAUGAAAACAAUCCAUUGGUUGCGCCAAGUGACCGUGACCUAACUUGUUUUUGCUCGAUACAACAGUAAUAAUAAUAGUAUAAUAACAGCUAGUAGUGUAAGCGAUAAUACUUUCUCAUGUAAUCAUUGUACAGUUCUCAUCUCUUACCUUUCUCCCCCACACCCCACCCCCCCCUGUUUGCAUCAUUUUUCUCAUCAUCAAAAGUAGCGCUUUUUCUUGUCACCACAUCUUCAUGUAUACAUAGUUUCUAGCUAUUUGUUUUAAUCAUUAAAGUAGUACAAU
Messenger RNA from Zychaea mexicana, 1330 nucleotides. RefSeq lists its product as uncharacterized. The record is from RefSeq and is a predicted model, not a curated record. Bases 182 to 1090 code for a protein of 302 amino acids. The transcript is spliced from 5 exons. NCBI's taxonomy places the organism in Eukaryota, Fungi, Mucoromycota, Mucoromycetes, Mucorales, Lichtheimiaceae.